Molecule: messenger RNA, 672 nt
Organism: Trypanosoma theileri
Lineage: Eukaryota; Euglenozoa; Kinetoplastea; Trypanosomatida; Trypanosomatidae
Product: putative retrotransposon hot spot (RHS) protein
Exons: 1
Coding region: 1-672 (223 amino acids)
Source: RefSeq, a predicted model, not a curated record
AUGAAUCUCUAUUCGACGAACAGCAUCAUUUCUUCCUUCUUUCUUCGGCAUCACUUCCCCAUUCGAUCGUUCCACAAUAGCAAAAUCAGCUUAUUCAAUCAACCUCCAGCGGUACGUGCAAGAGUGGAAACUGUACCUCAACCCAAGUGGACAUUGAACAGCACAGUCAGGGAAAUACUUCUAGAUGGAUUGAAUCUCCUGGAGACACCUAAACUCAAUGAUUUCCUCCGCAAUAAUGUGGGUGGCAGGGGUGUUGUUGAUUCCAAUGAGAAUGUUACCAUGGAAGUGUUUGUCAUAAAACCAGAUAUGUAUAUUCAGGAUAAAGAACUGAUAAGACUUAUUACUGCACUGCCCGCCUACGAGAGAAUAAAGGAAGAUAUGAAGUUAAAUAAUACUCUGAACGAGGUUGCAAACAAUCUUGAAGAAGCAGGGGUUUACUCUCUCCAGCAAUGGGAUGAAUUCACAGACAAGGAGAGGAUUCUUUUAAUGGCAAGGGGAAAGCUGGAUGCAGCUCUUAAUAUAGCAAAGGAAAAGGGGUUUGUUUCUCAGUUAGCUACAUCUGUGGUAAUGGAAGGUGCAUAUGAAUCUGUGUAUACUGCGACAUGGCACUAUGUGNGAGAAUGUUACCAUGGAGGCAUUUGUCAUAAAACCAGAUAUGUUUAUUCAAGAUGA